Arachis ipaensis is the source of this 735-nucleotide messenger RNA. RefSeq lists its product as uncharacterized. The record is from RefSeq and is a predicted model, not a curated record. NCBI's taxonomy places the organism in Eukaryota, Viridiplantae, Streptophyta, Magnoliopsida, Fabales, Fabaceae.
AUGUACCAAAAGUACUUCUCUCAGAGACUCAAGAGUGGUGAGAAGGAGAAGACAUAUUCUAGGUUCCUAGAUACAUUUAAGUCUCUGCAUAUCAAUAUACCAUUCAUUGAAGCCCUCCAACAGAUGCCCUCAUAUAUCAAAUGCAUGAAGAAAUUGCUAACCAAGAAAACUCCAUUAAAGGGUGGACAAAUAGUAGUGAUGAAUAAAGAAUGCAGUGCCCUUAUCCAGAAGGAGUUACCCUCAAAGAAGAAGGAUCUAGGGAGUUUUCACAUCCCUUGUGCUAUAGGAGACACAAUGAUUGAUAGAGGACUUUUUGAUCUAUCCCUCACGACGAAACUGGAAAUCAAUGAGUUGAAAUCCACAAACAUAAUCCUUCAACUGGCUGACAAGACUCAAAAACAAGCAUUAGGAGUGGUUGAAAAUGUACGGGUGAAGGUUGGCAGGUACUUCCUCCCUACAAAUUUUGUUGUUCUUGAGAUGGAAGAAAGUUACCUCCAUCCAAUCAUUCUAGGGAGACCAUUCUUAGGCACAGCCAGAGCACUCAUAGAUGUUGAGCAAGGGGAGUUGAUAUUGAGAAUACAUGAUGAACAACUCACAUUUCAUGUCUUCAAGCACUCACUUGAAUCCGAACAAGAGAGCAACCACCUGAAAGAUGAUGACAAGAAGCCAUUCUUGGAGGAAACAAGCAGUGAAUCACAAGCAGAGCCUCUAAAGACCUCCUUGACAGACAAAUAA